AUGACACAUAUACCCUUCUCAGGAUCAACGACUUUACGUGGUACAACUGAGAAUUGUCAAAAAUCGCGUGCCCAAAACCGUAAAUACCUUGGAACCCCGACCCACCACCAAUCCACCCGCCCGCCUAGUAGCUCCGCCCUGUUAACCGUCUCUAUUCCAUAUUCCAUCAUCAUUCAAGUCCUACCAGUUAACAAUCCCAUCCACCGCCAUCAUAUUCAUCACAAAAACAAAGGGCUUUUCAUCUUCUUCACACGUAGAGAGAGAAAACGCGUCGAGACUCUAGCUUCCGAUUGUCAAUUGAUGGAGAUCGCACCGGCGGUGCUAGCCGCACACGACGGAGUCGGAAACGCACCUGAUUCUUCAUCGGAAUCUUCUGCUUCGACUGUUCCCGUUAAUAACAAUAAUAUCUCGAGCAACAGGUACGAUGAUGAUGAUGACGAAGAGGAAGAUGUUUGCCGGAUCUGUCGGAAUUCAGGAGACGCCGACAAUCCUCUCAGAUAUCCUUGUGCUUGUAGCGGGAGUAUUAAGUUUGUUCACCAAGACUGCCUUCUCCAAUGGCUCAAUCACAGCAACGCUCGCCAGUGUGAGGUUUGCAAGCACCCCUUUUCAUUCUCCCCUGUGUAUGCCGAGAAUACCCCAACAAGGCUUCCUUUUCAGGAAUUUGUUAUUGGAAUGGCAAUGAAAGCCUGUCAUGUAUUACAGUUCUUCCUACGGCUCACUUUUGUGCUUUCUGUAUGGCUUUUGACCAUACCAUUUAUAACUUUCUGGAUAUGGCGCUUGUCAUUUGUAAGAAGUUUUGGAGAAGCCCAGAGACUAUUCUUGAAUCAUAUCUCAACUACAAUCAUUCUCACCGACUGUCUCCAUGGAUUCCUGCUCUCAGCCAGCAUUGUAUUCAUUUUUCUUGGGGCCACAUCUUUGAGGGACUAUUUUCGACAUUUACGAGAACUUGGGGGGCAGGAUGAGGAUGAAGGAGAUAGAAAUGGUGCUCGUGUUGCUAGGAGACAACCUCCACAAGCUAACAGAAACCUUAUUGGAGAUGGGAAUGGUGAAGAUGGUGGAGGUCAAGGUAUUGCUGGUGCUGGUCAGAUUAUCAGAAGGAAUGCAGAAAAUGUUGCUGCCAGGUGGGAGAUGCAAGCAGCUCGUCUUGAAGCACAUGUUGAACAGAUGUUUGAUGGUUUGGAUGAUGGUGAUGGUGCUGAAGAUGUUCCUUUUGAUGAGCUUGUUGGUAUGCAGGGGCCUGUUUUCCAUUUGGUGGAAAAUGCAUUCACUGUUCUUGCAAGCAACAUGAUAUUCCUUGGUGUCAUAAUACUCAUCCCCUUUCACCUAGGCCGAUUGAUCCUCUACAUUCUUUCAUCUGCCACUACUCCAAUGUUAUCAACCGUUGUUCCCCUCACAGAACAAGCACUUUCCCUAGCCAAUAUCACAUUAAAAAACGCACUAACUGCAGUCACAAAUCUAACAUCCGAUCACAAUGUCCUUACCCAUGUCACAGAGAUGUUAAAUGUCAAUAAUGCCACUGGACUUCAAGACUCUCCAAACAAUGUCACAACUCCCAUUAUUCUAAAAGGGGCAGUUUCAGGAGGAUCAAGAUUAUCUGAUGUCACAACUCUUGCUGUUGGCUAUCUGUUCAUUUUGUCCCUAAUUAUUUUCUACAUUGGAGUUAUUGCACUUAUAAGGUACACUAGAGGAGAGCCUUUAACAAUGGGAAGAUUCUAUGGUAUUGCUUCAAUUGCAGAAACAAUCCCUUCACUUUUUAGACAGUUCUUAGCUGCAAUGAGACAUUUAAUGACAAUGAUAAAAGUCGCAUUCCUUUUAGUCAUUGAACUUGGAGUUUUCCCUCUAAUGUGUGGAUGGUGGUUGGAUAUUUGUACCAUAAGAAUGUUUGGAAAGUCAAUUAGUCAAAGAGUUGACUUCUUUUCGGUUUCACCACUUGCAAGUUCAUUGAUUCAUUGGGUUGUGGGGAUUGUCUACAUGUUACAAAUAUCCAUAUUUGUCAGCCUUCUUCGAGGGGUUUUGCGAAAUGGGGUUCUUUAUUUCUUGCGAGAUCCAGCUGAUCCUAACUACAACCCCUUCAGGGAUUUAAUCGAUGAUCCUGUCCACAAACAUGCUCGAAGGGUAUUAUUGUCAAUUGCUGUUUACGGGAGCUUAAUUGUAAUGUUGGUUUUUCUACCAGUCAAACUUGCUAUGCGAAUGGCUCCUUCCAUCUUUCCUCUUGAUAUAUCGGUAUCUGAUCCAUUCACUGAGAUCCCUGCUGACAUGCUUCUUUUCCAAAUUUGUAUUCCAUUUGCUGUUGAGCAUUUCAAGUUGCGUGCUACAAUCAAAUCAAUUUUGCAUUAUUGGUUUACUGCGGUUGGUUGGGCACUUGGGUUAACAGAUUACUUGUUGCCUGAACCUGAGGGCACUGAGGGGCAAAAUGGGAAUGAUUUAGUAUAUGCUGAAAAUCGAGCCAUAGUUGGAUUGCACCCUCAAGAUGUCAACCGGGUUGUGGAAGAAGAUGAUGGUGAUGAACAAUCUGAUUCAGAGAGGUAUACGUUUGUGUUCUGUAUUGUGUUGCUUUUAUUGGUGGCUUGGAUGACAUUGUUGAUUGUGAAUUCUGCUUUGAUUGUGGUGCCUGUUUCCCUUGGCCGAGUCUUGUUUAAUGCAGUUCCCCUUCUUCCUAUUGCACACGGCAUCAAAUGUAACGACAUAUAUGCCUUCAUUAUUGGAAGUUACGUGAUCUGGACAGCAUUGGCUGGAAUUAGGUAUUCCAUUGAUCAAAUCAGAACAAGGAGAACCACAGUUCUACUAGGGCAAAUCUGGAAAUGGUGUUCCAUUGUCGUGAAGAGCUCUGUACUUUUGUCAAUUUGGAUUUUUGUAAUCCCAGUGUUAAUCGGACUCCUGUUUGAACUUUUGGUAAUUGUUCCCAUGAGAGUACCUGUUGAUGAAAGCCCUGUGUUUUUACUAUAUCAAGAUUGGGCUCUUGGCCUUAUUUUCCUCAAGAUCUGGACUCGCCUUGUAAUGCUGGAUCACAUGAUGCCACUUAUGGAUGAGAGAUGGAGAGUGAAAUUCGAAAGGGUAAGAGAAGAUGGUUUCUCAAGGCUUGAAGCGUUUUGGGUGCUAAAAGAGAUAGUAAUCCCCAUCAUGAUGAAACUUCUCACAGCUUUAUGUGUCCCUUAUGUGUUAGCCCGAGGGGUAUUUCCGGUAUUUGGCUACCCGUUAGUGGUGAACUCGGCUGUGUAUAGGUUCGCAUGGGUGGGGUGCCUUGGGUUCAGUUUGGUGUGUUUCUGUGGGAAGAGGUUUCAUGUGUGGUUUAGCAAUUUGCAUAAUUCGAUAAGAGACGAUAGGUAUUUGAUUGGGAGAAGGCUUCAUAAUUUUGGGGAAGAUCAUAGUAAGAGUAGUGUUGAUGAUGUUGAUGUUGAUGAUGAUCAUGAUGAUGAUGAUGAUGAUGAUGAUGAUGAUGAUGACAGUGAUGGUGAUGAUGAUGAGAGUUUGAAUGUGUUGGUGAGAAAUGAUGAGGUGGGUUUGAGGCAUAGACGCCAUGUGGCUGUUGAGAAUGUAAUGUGAAUAUGACUGGGUUUUAAAUUGGUCUGAAGGCUGUGGUUAAAAUGUAAAAAGGUAGAUUAAAACUAAAGGAGUUGGUGUUGUAAGUAAUAAGGUUUUUGAUUUAUGGUUAAAUUUGAGUAAACCUCAAGGUAUGGUCGUUUUUGUUUUUUUUUUCUAUAAAAACUGUUGUUAUUGGUUUAGGUUUUAUUAACUUAUGGAAUGAAGCAUUAUUUUGGU
Molecule: messenger RNA, 3759 nt
Organism: Lactuca saligna
Lineage: Eukaryota; Viridiplantae; Streptophyta; Magnoliopsida; Asterales; Asteraceae
Source: the annotation of a GenBank genome assembly